This is a messenger RNA of Lolium rigidum, 1677 nucleotides long. RefSeq names its product acyl transferase 7-like. The record is from RefSeq and is a predicted model, not a curated record. Lineage: Eukaryota; Viridiplantae; Streptophyta; Magnoliopsida; Poales; Poaceae. Bases 109 to 1404 code for a protein of 431 amino acids. The transcript is spliced from 2 exons.
UUCAACUCACUCCAUCAACACAACACGUACCCACCACCACCAGCAACAACAACAGCUCACCUCAAACCAAACCCCACGCGCGGUGUCCUCCUCGGCCGGCCAUUCCACAUGGCGGCGGCCGCCGAUGCCAAGCUCGUGCCAGUCGAACGGCUCGGGCAGCGCCUGGUGGCGCCGGCCGGGCCGACGCCGGACGGCCCGCUCCGCCUGUCGUGGCUCGACCGCUACCCCACCCAGAUGGCGCUCAUCGAGUCGCUCCACGUGUUCAAGCCCGACAUGGCGCGGCAGGGCGAUCGCCCGGCGAGCGCCGUGGAGCAGGCCCUCGCGACGGCGCUGGUGGAUUACUACCCGCUGGCCGGCCGCCUCGCGGUGUCCGACGCCGGCGAGGUGCAGGUGGACUGCAGCGACGGCGGGGUCUGGUUCAUCGAGGCUGCCGUCAGGUGCCGGCUGGAGGACGUGGACUACCUCGAGUACCCGCUCGCCGUCGACAAGGACGAGCUGCUCCCCCACCCGCGCCCCAAGCACAGCCGCGAGGACGAGAGCAAGCUCAUCCUGCUAGUCCAGGUCACCACGUUCGACUGCGGCGGCUUCGUGGUGGGGUUCCGGUUCAGCCACGCGGUGGCGGACGGGCCCGGGGCGGCGCAGUUCAUGGGCGCGGUGGGGGAGCUGGCGCGCGGGGCGGAGCACAUCUCUGUAGCGCCGGCGUGGGGCCGCGACGCGAUCCCGGACCCGGCGGGCGCGCUCGUGGGCGGCCUCCCGGACCCCGCGGGCGCCAAGCGGCUCGAGUACCUCGCCAUCGACAUCUCGGCCGACUACAUCAACCACUUCAAGGGCCAGUUCGCGGCGGCCACCGGCGGGGCCCGCUGCUCGGCGUUCGAGGUGCUCAUCGCCAAGGCGUGGCAGAGCCGGACCCGCGCCGCGGGCUUCGACGAGGACUCGCCAGUGCACCUCUCCUUCGCCAUGAACGCGCGGCCGCUGCUCCACGCCCGCCUCCCCGCCGGCUUCUACGGCAACUGCUACUACAUCAUGCGCGUCUCCUCCACGGCCGGCAAGGUGGCCGGCUCCACCAUCACCGACGUCGUCAAGAUCAUCAAGGAGGGCAAGAAGCGGAUGCCGUCGGAGUUCGCGCGGUGGGCUGCCGGCGAGAUGGCCGGCGUCGACCCGUACCAGAUCACCUCCGACUACCGGACUCUGCUCGUCUCCGACUGGACGCGGCUGGGCUUCGCCGAGGUGGACUACGGGUGGGGGCCGCCGGCCCACGUCGUGCCACUGACAAACCUGGACUACAUCGCCACGUGCAUCCUGGUGAAGCCGUGGGUUCACAAGCCAGGCGCGCGGCUCAUCACGCAGUGCGUGACGUCCGACCGCGUCGCCGCUUUCCACGACGCCAUGGUGGACACCAGCUAGCUCACCACUGCACUCGUUGUUCGUUGGUUCCCUUCUUUUUUUCAGCGCUAUAUAUAUAGUCGCCCAUGCUGAAAUUACAGCUUGGUUAUUAGUAGCAACAACUUAAUUGUAUAAUAGUAUCGGAGUUGUAAACUAAGCAAGAAUAAUGGCCAACUGGUAGCGACGAAAAGUGUAAAAAGGAUGAAAAAAGAGUAUGUAUUAUACUAAUAUUAAUUAUAGCUAGGUUUGGAAGCGGCAUCCCGCGUAGCUCACGAAAGCAUUAUCUGGUUCAAA